AUGUCUUUCCAAGGUGGCAUCCCUGGCCUCGGCCUGCUGAGCUCCGAGCAGCAGCAGCCUGCCGCUCCCUCGCCCUCGAUCAAGCCGGACGACCAUGCGCAACCGCCUCAGACCAGCGACCCGACGCCCGCAGUCGCCCCCGCAGGCACGUCGGACGAGAAGCCUGCUGUCGACACCGCCGCCGACCAUACCUCCAGCGUUCAGAAUCUGGGCCAGAAGCUCGAAGAGAGCUCCCUGCAGGCCACCGACCCCACCAAGCAAGAAUCGCUCCUCCUAGAAAAGACCGACCAAACCCAGGCCGAGCCCAACGCGCAGGAGGGUACGACCGUGAAGGAGGAUCAGGAUGGAGACACUUCGAUGGCUGAGAAUGCCGGCCCUUCGGCGAACGCUCCUGGCGACGACGGCAUGAUCGAGCGGAAGCCAAAGGCAGAUCCCGAGUUUUUGCAGGCCGCCGAGGCGAACAAGAGCAACCCGAAUGCCGAAUGGCAGUUUGACUCCUCUGACGCCGAGUCUUCCGACUCGGAUACUUCCAGUGACACGUCCUCUGAGGAGGAAAGCGACGAUGACGAGUACCCGAUGCUCGACGCCGCCGAAGCGGCCCGCAUACUGAUGCAGGAGGAAUACGGCGACGACGAGGGCGGCAAGGGUCCGGGAGCGCAGCUUCGCACCGCGAACGAGGUCGUCGAAGAGAAGAUUGAGAAACCGGAUGUCACCGUCACUCCGGAAAUGAAGAUUACCGAGCUCGGCAAUGUCGAGAGCAUAGUCGACAACAUGAUCCUCAUCAAGGCGAACACGUCGGGAGAAUACCAGGUUCUCGAGAGCGGCUCGGUGCUGUGCAAAUACGACCGGUCCGUCAUCGGCGCCGUGGCCGACACCCUUGGCCGAGUGCAGGAGCCCCUCUACACGGUCGCUUUCAACAACGGCGAGGAGAUCAGCGAGGCCGGCCUUGUCAAGGGCCUGACCAUCUACUAUGUCGACAGCCACUCCACCUACGUCUUCACGCAGCCUCUGAAGAACUUGAAGGGCACGGAUGCGUCCAACCAGUUCGACGAGGAGGUUGGCGAGAAUGAGAUUGAGUUCUCUGAUGACGAGGCCGAGGCCGAGUACAAGCGCCAGCAGAAGCAGAAGAAGCGUGCAGCGCACGAAGAGAAACACGGGCCCCGUGUCGGCGGAAAGGCCGGUCAACAGCCGCCGCAGCAUCAGCCACCGUACACGGGCGCCUUGAGCUACGAUGACGAUGGAACGGACAUGUACAUUCCUAUGAAGCGGCCGGACAAUCUCCACCACCAGAUGAUGGACCAGGGUGGUGCGCCGGUCGAGGGACAGCCGGGUUCGUACAAACCUCACCGUGGACGCGGCAAACGCGGUGACCGCGGCGGGCGUGGUGGUGGACGCAGCGGGCGUGGAGGAGGCGGAUUCCAAGGCUCCUCCAGCCACCAGCAAACCCAGCAGGACCCGCCACAGACGCAAGCAGCGCCACCCCAGCAAGCAUUUUCUUUCGUUCCACCUCCACCGCCCCAGUCGAAUCCGUCCUAUCCUCAGCAAUCCUCUUCGCCUUUCCAGUUCAACAGUCCUCAAGCGUACGCAUGGCCUCAGAGCAGCGCCACACCCUUCACAUUCGGCCAGAACACCUCGCAAGCGCCUCCCAACUUCCCCGCCGGUGCCUUUGUGAAUCCGGCUUUUUUCCAAGGACAACAACAACAACAGCAGCAGCAGCAGCAGCCAUAUGCUACACAGGCGCCGUACCAGCCUCCCCAGCAGGCUGCGUAUGCUCCUCAGUGGACCCAUCAGCAAGCUGCCGAUGCCUGGCGCAUGGUCCAAGCGAUGGCAGCGGCUCAGGCAGGCGGCCAAGGCCACAACCAGAAUCAGAAUCAGAGCCAAAAUCAACAAGGUGCAGCCAACAGCGCCGCUGCCAUUCAAGAGAUUCUGAGGAAUCUCGGCAACCAAAACAACGGUGCUGGACAGCCUUAG
This is a messenger RNA of Lasiodiplodia theobromae, 1971 nucleotides long. RefSeq names its product H/ACA ribonucleoprotein complex subunit Gar1/Naf1. The transcript has a single exon. Bases 1 to 1971 code for a protein of 656 amino acids. Gene Ontology annotation, cellular component: sno(s)RNA-containing ribonucleoprotein complex. Gene Ontology annotation, molecular function: RNA binding. Lineage: Eukaryota; Fungi; Ascomycota; Dothideomycetes; Botryosphaeriales; Botryosphaeriaceae. Gene Ontology annotation, biological process: pseudouridine synthesis; box H/ACA snoRNP assembly; ribosome biogenesis. The record is from RefSeq and is a predicted model, not a curated record.